Erinaceus europaeus (western European hedgehog) is the source of this 2030-nucleotide messenger RNA. Its product is annotated as smad nuclear-interacting protein 1-like. The record is from RefSeq and is a predicted model, not a curated record. Gene Ontology annotation, cellular component: nucleus. Bases 1 to 1170 code for a protein of 389 amino acids. Lineage: Eukaryota; Metazoa; Chordata; Mammalia; Eulipotyphla; Erinaceidae. Gene Ontology annotation, biological process: miRNA processing. Gene Ontology annotation, molecular function: mRNA binding; protein binding. The transcript has a single exon.
AUGAAGGAGGUCAAAAGCGAGCGGGGACGGGAAUGGGGGAGUUGGCGAAGGCACCAGGACGGGGACUUGGCGGCCUCAGCAGAGGCCACAGUGGUGGUGAAGCAAGAGCGCCUCAGCCCGGAAACCGCGCCUCCGCUCCAGCGCUGGCCUGACUCCUCCGGGGGCAGCCUGUCCCCGCCGGGCCCCCGCGGUAGCCAAGCCCAAGGAGGGAGCCGGUCCCCAACCAAAAAGAAAAACAAGUCAUCAGGGAGAAGAAGCAAGUCUCCUCGAAAUAAGAGAAGCCGGAGUCCUCACUACUCAACCAUCAAAGUGAAGCAAGAACGUGAGGAUCAUCCCCGGAGAGGAAGGGAAGACAGGCAGCACCGGGAACCAUCAGCACAGGAACAUAGGCGAACCAGAACCAGUGACCGAGAUAGGCACCGAGGCCAUUCUCACCAGAGGAGACCCUCCAAUGAGAGGCCUGGAAGCGGGCAGACUCAGGGACGAGAAAGAGACAGUCAGAACCUGCAAGCUCAGGAAGCUGAGCGGGAACUCUAUAAUGCCAGGCGAAGGGAGCAUCGCCAAAAAAAUGACGUUGGUGCUGGGGGUCACGAGUUGGCUCCUAGGCCUGCGGGCAACAGUAAAGACAAAGAAAUGCCUGUUAAAGAAAAGCCAAGCUUUGAACUUUCUGGAGCACUUCUGGAGGACACCAACACCUUCCAGGGCGUAGUCAUUAAAUACAGCGAGCCUCCAGAAGCACGGAUCCCCAAAAAAUGGUGGCGUCUUUACCCUUUUAAAAACGAUGAGGUGCUUCCAGUCAUGUACAUCCAUCGACAAAGUGCUUACCUCCUGGAUCGACACCGCCACAUCGCAGACAUUCCAAUUGAUAAUCCUUCUUGUUCAAAGCAGCAUGCAGUGUUUCAGUAUCGGCUUGUGGAAUAUACUCGUGCUGAUGGAACAGUUGGCCGCAGGGUGAGGCCGUACAUCAUUGACCUUGGCUCAGGCAAUGGCACAUUUUUGAACAACAAACGCAUUGAACCACAGAGAUACUAUGAACUGAAGGAAAAGGAUGUCCUUAAAUUUGGGUUCAGCAGCAGAGAAUACGUUCUGCUUCACGAGUCCUCUGACACCUCUGAAGUAGACAGGAAAGAUGAUGAGGAGGAAGAGGAGGAAGAAGUAUCUGACAGCUAGCUAGCUGCCAAUCUACAAAACAGCCCAAGUUCUUGAAAGACCUUUUUCUAAGAAGGCAUUGGGAUUGACUCAAAGAUCACCAUGGUACUGUCUGUAAUGCCUCUUACUGCCUUAAGUCCUUCCUCUGUUGCUGAUGAGCUUCUGUUACAGUGUGGAAAAGCUGGUUUCUGUUUCUUAGGACUUUUUUCUGUGGCACAUCAACUCCAUGCCUGUGGACAUUUGUUUUUAAGAACAGUCUCAAUACAUUGUUUUAGUAGGAGCUUUGUGGUGUUAGUUGGUGCUGCCUAGAAAAUUUUAAACCCUUGGUUAGAGGGCAACUGUGACUUGUUCUCUUUGUACAGUUAUUUUAUUUAUAUAGUUGGUAAGCUUUGUGGGCCUGGUUUUCCAUUUGUUUUGGGUGCAGACCCCUGAACAGAGAAUCUUAUAGAGCUUUGGUUAUCACCAAAACAACCUCCAAUAUAUAACAAAGCUUUGACCUGGUUGAGCUCUUGAGUCAUAGAAGUUGAUUUUGCACUUCAUUUGAGGGGAGGGGAGCGUGUGGGAAUUUACAACAUGACCUCAUUUUUGACUGUUGGAUUUAAACUGACACUUUGUGAAGCCUACUUAUGCAUAUGGAAGAUUAUGGCUAUUUCCAAUGGGUGCUGAGUUAAUGUCACAAAAGUUCAAAAUGGGUCAUGGAUCUGUUCCUGUGAGAGUGCUGAUUCUCCAUGGAACAUGUACAUAACAAUUUUGAUCAUCUUAACUGUUCAACUUUACAUUUUUAUUCCCAUGUUCUCUUUCUUUCUUUGAGAAACAGCCAUUUCUGUGGCAGGAUCCUUGCUUUACGUCAACAUGUGUAUGCUUAUAAAGAAGGUUAUGUA